Plasmodium gonderi is the source of this 993-nucleotide messenger RNA. RefSeq lists its product as hypothetical. The record is from RefSeq and is a predicted model, not a curated record. NCBI's taxonomy places the organism in Eukaryota, Apicomplexa, Aconoidasida, Haemosporida, Plasmodiidae. The transcript has a single exon. Bases 1 to 993 code for a protein of 330 amino acids.
AUGGUAAAAAUAAAAAGUUUCUUUACACGCCACCUCAUCAUAGCUGUGGCUUUACUAGAGAAUGAAAUAAAAAAUAAACUGGGAUAUUCAGUUUUGUUAUAUUCGAAUGCACAAGGAAUAAGAAAUAAUCAAAUUAGUGAAUGGAAAAAUGAUUUGUUCAAUGGAUUCGAAGAGUGGUCAGACCGUUGGAAAAAGGAUUUGUUUUACGAAUUUGAAAACACUUGGUUUGAUGGAUGGAAAAAGGAUUUGCCUAGUAAAUGGAAAAAUGACAGUAUGAUACAAGACUCUGUAAAUAUUAUUUUAAGGCAUGCACCAAAAAGAAAUCGACAUGUAAUAAACAAAUAUAUUAAGGAAUUGUUAAGUGGAAGAUAUAAUGAAGUGAAUCCGAAAUUAUUAUUAUAUAGAAUAUCGAACUUAAUAAAAAGUGGAAAAGCCCAAAGUUUAUGUGAUGAUAAUAAAUCGUUUAUAAUAAUAGGUGUGCCACACUUAAUAUUCAAUUCAAAUAUAUUCAAUGAUUUAAAAUUAGAAACUAUAAAUUUUUUAGUUCGAAAUAUAGCAAAGCAUAUGAAUGGUUGUCUAUUAAAAGUUCGUCGAUCUCAUAUUUCUGAUAUUACUAAUGGAUGCCAAUCAGAUAUGGAUAAACAAAUUAUUUUUGAUGAUAAAAAAACAGAUGAGCCCACCAAUGGAUUAAAAUUAUCCCCAAGCAAUAAAUUCUUUAGUACUCUUUUACAGUGUUCCGUUGAUAAUUUAGGGUCAGGUGAAAAAACAUUGAUCUGUGUUCAAGAACAGCUAGCCAAAGAUAAUUUAAAAUUGUCCGAUACAUGUUCCAUUUGCUUUCAAGAAUCAGUUGAUUGUGGAAAAUCAAAUUGCUGGUUACCCUGUUUCUUUGGCAAUCCAUGUGGGGACCGAUGUUACAAGUGCGCUACCACCAGUUGCAAUAAGGAGUUGAUACAAUGUAGUGGCUUGGAGGACCUCCCAGGUGCCUGUUCGUAA